GAGGAAGGCGACACCAACUACGCAGCGGGGACCGCGCGCGGCCUGCGCUGUCUGCGUGCGUGCGUGCGCUCGCGCGGGCUCAGGGCUGGCGCGUGAGGCGGAGGCGGGCGGCGGCGGCGGCGCCUGCGCGGUCGGGCUCGGUCGACGGUUCGCAGGGGAGGAGGCGGCGGGAGGCGGAGGAGGCGGCGGCGGCGAUGGAGGUGAAGCGGCUGAAAGUGACCGAGCUGCGGUCGGAGCUGCAGCGGCGGGGCCUGGACUCGCGCGGCCUCAAGGUGGAUCUGGCGCAGCGGCUGCAGGAGGCGCUGGACGCCGAGAUGCUCGAGGACGAGGCCGGCGGCGGCGGGGCCGGGCCCGGCGGGGCCUGCAAGGCGGAGCCUCGGCCUGUGGCCGCGUCGGGCGGCGGCCCGGGCGGGGACGAGGAGGAGGACGAGGAGGAGGAGGAGGAGGACGAGGAGGCGCUGCUUGAGGACGAGGACGAGGAGCCACCCCCUGCUCAGGCCGCGGGCCAGGCCGCGCAGCCGCCGCCAGAGCCUCCGGAGGCGGCAGCCAUGGAGGCCGAGGCCGGGGCCGGGGCUGAGCCCGAGCCCGCGGCCCAGCCCGAAGCCGAGGCCGAGGCCGAGCCCGAUGCUCCCGAAAAGCCCGCGGAGGCCACGGCCGGGUCAGGUGGGGUAAACGGUGGCGAAGAGCCGGGCGCCGGCAAAGGGGAGGAAGACGAGCCCGAGGAGCGGAGCGGAGACGAGACGCCGGGAUCCGAGGCGCCGGGUGACAAGGCCGCAGAAGAACAGGGAGAUGAACAAGAUAGUGAAAAGUCAAAACCAGCAGGCUCAGAUGGUGAGCGGCGGGGGGUAAAGAGACAGCGGGAUGAGAAGGAUGAACAUGGCCGAGCUUACUAUGAAUUCCGAGAGGAGGCUUACCACAGCCGCUCAAAGUCUCCGCCACCCCCUGAAGAAGAGGCAAAAGAUGAGGAGGAGGAUCAAACUGUUGUGAACCUGGACACGUAUACCUCGGAUCUCCAUUUCCAAGUAAGCAAAGACCGCUAUGGAGGGCAGCCACUUUUCUCAGAGAAGUUCCCCACCCUUUGGUCUGGGGCAAGGAGUACCUAUGGAGUAACAAAGGGAAAAGUCUGCUUUGAGGCCAAGGUGACCCAGAAUCUCCCAAUGAAAGAAGGCUGCACAGAGGUUUCUCUCCUCCGAGUUGGGUGGUCUGUUGAUUUUUCCCGUCCACAGCUUGGUGAAGAUGAAUUUUCUUACGGUUUUGAUGGACGAGGACUCAAGGCAGAGAAUGGACAGUUUGAGGAAUUUGGCCAGACUUUUGGGGAAAAUGAUGUCAUUGGCUGCUUUGCUAACUUUGAGACUGAGGAAAUAGAACUUUCCUUUUCCAAGAAUGGAGAAGACCUUGGUGUGGCAUUCCGGAUCAGCAAGGAGUCCCUGGCAGACCGGGCCCUUCUACCCCAUGUCCUCUGCAAAAAUUGUGUUGUAGAAUUAAACUUUGGUCAGAAGGAGGAGCCUUUCUUCCCACCACCAGCAGAGUUUGUGUUCAUCCACGCUGUGCCUGUUGAGGAGCGUGUACGCACUGCAGUCCCUCCCAAGACCAUAGAGGAGUGUGAGGUGAUUCUGAUGGUGGGACUUCCUGGCUCUGGAAAGACACAAUGGGCACUGAAAUACGCAAAAGAAAAUCCUGAGAAAAGAUACAAUGUCCUGGGAGCUGAGACUGUGCUCAAUCAGAUGAGGAUGAAGGGGCCCGAGGAGCCAGAAAUGGACCCCAAAAGCCGAGAUCUUUUAGUUCAGCAAGCUUCCCAGUGCCUUAGUAAGCUGGUCCAGAUUGCUUCCCGGACAAAGAGGAACUUCAUUCUUGAUCAGUGUAAUGUGUACAAUUCUGGCCAACGGCGGAAACUCUUGCUGUUCAAGACCUUCUCGCGAAAAGUGGUGGUGGUUGUCCCUAAUGAGGAAGAUUGGAAGAAGAGGCUGGAGUUGAGAAAGGAGGUGGAAGGAGAUGAUGUGCCUGAGUCUAUAAUGCUGGAGAUGAAAGCCAACUUCUCUCUGCCUGAAAAAUGCGACUAUAUGGAUGAGGUGACAUACGGGGAGCUGGAGAAGGAGGAAGCUCAGCCCAUUGUCACUAAGUACAAGGAGGAGGCGCGGAAGCUGCUGCCCCCCUCUGAGAAGCGGACAAACCGCCGAAACAACCGAAACAAGCGUAACCGGCAGAACCGAAGCCGAGGCCAAGGCUAUGUGGGCGGGCAGCGCCGAGGCUACGACAACCGGGCCUACGGGCAGCAGAACUGGGGGCAGUAUGGAAACAGAGGGGGUUACCGUAAUUUCUAUGAUCGAUACAGGGGAGACUAUGAUCGAUUCUACGGGCGAGAUUAUGAGUACAACAGAUACAGAGACUAUUACAGACAAUACAAUCGAGAUUGGCAGAAUUACUACUACCACCACCCCCAGGACAGAGACCGAUACUACAGGAACUACUACGGUUACCAAGGGUAUCGGUGAAGCCCCUGCCGUUGACGCCUGUCAGCCACGACGCUGAAUCUCUGGGGGUGCCAGGCACCCCCCAAAACACAACCAAGGAAAACAGGGGCUGUCGGGGUGGGGCUGAGCUGCCAGGGCGGGGUGGUGGGGGGGAGGGUGCGCAAGCAGGGGUGGGGGAGGGGGGUGGAAACAAACCACAAAACUGUACAUUUUUUUUAAAGUUUGUUGAAAAGAAUAUUGUCUUAUUCUAUAAAACAUUUCAAACCUAGGUAGAUAUUUGUAAUCAAAAAAACAUUUGCGCAGAAAGCAGCACUUAGGGCUGCCUGUUCUAUACCCUGCAGUUGGACAGGAAAAGAACUGAAAUGUCACCCUUCUGACAUACCAAGGCAGCUGAACUGGCAGCCAAGUAAGGGAGAGUGGGGCGGAUGGGGAAACGGUGUGAGGGUUCUCUCAGAGCAGGUAGGAGCAGGCAGGAGUGGGGACAGAGGGAGAGCUUGUGACCAGGGCAGUGAAAAUAAACUAUUGGCUCUUAUCAAUCACUUGCACCAACUAACCGUUUGUAUUUUCUUUACCGACCUUUCCCUCUUGGGAUAUCUGGUCUGGUGGGCUGGGAGGCCAGAGUGUCCCAAUCUCCACUUGGCUGUGACUUCAUGCUGUUUGGCCAAGGCAUGGAGACUGCCAGUGAGUGGUUCUAUUCUAUAGGGUUCCCAGGCCACGGCAGCAUGGGGACUGUUCUCGACUGCAGAACAGAAUAGCCUGCCCCUCUACGUGCCCUUCAAUGAAGUCCCAUAAAAUCUUGGGCAGAAUGAGAUCGCAGCCCUCAGCCUGAAGGUGGUGAUUUGCCAGUGUCUGGUCUCUGUCUUCCAAGGCUGAGAGAGGCAGGAGGUCUCUAAAACCAUCUGUUAAGCGUCUGGUCCUCUUACAGUGCGAGAGAAAAAGGUUUCUCAGGGUUUCCAGCUCACAGUAACGCGGCAGGAUUCUUCUCGCUGCAGCAGGAUAUGUAUAUAGGUGAAUCCUGUGGUGUGGGCUCCCAGGCCCAGGUGCUGAGAAUAGCAACUAUUUUAUACAGUGUGGAGGGUUCAUGCCCUGCUGGUUUUUUUGAUACACAGGUAGACAGUGAAUAGAAAAGGGGGGUGGGGCAGCAGCUCAGCAGGCUGCUGAGGCGUGGUUAGAGGGUGUGAAUGUGCACAUGCGUGAGUGGAAGGGAGCCACCUCUUCCCAGCUUGAAACAGGACUCGCGGGGUGUUUUCCCUAUGUGUCCCCAGAGAGGCCUCCAGCCAGGAGACUUCAGUUGGGGGAGUUUUGUUUGUAACUUUACCAACACCCUCCCAGUUCUUGACAGUUGCAGGUUGCUGGGUUCAAGAAUAUGGGUGGGAUAUGGGAAUGCUUUUUCAAAUAUUUAGCUUCAGUUUUAAUUCAUUUUCUUGCUCAGCAUUGUGUCAGCCAAGAGCUUACUCAGCAGACACCACAUACUGUGGCACUUCCCAGGGAGAAAACCCUGGGUUGUGCCACUAGAAGAUGCUUCACUUCCGUUGCCUCACCUGGGCAGCUCUCUGUUGAAGAAUCUGUGCUGAGAUUUGAUCUUCCUGUCCCACUGUUACUUCCAUGCAGCCCUUCUGUAGGUGUGCAGACCCUUGUUCUGGCCCUCUGGUUGUCGCUGUCUGUCAGGACACCCUUGCUCAAGUAUCUAACCCCAAGGCUGCAACAGGGGCCUGGUAGAUGAGUUUGCUUGCUCAUAAUGUCCUUUCCUUGGCACCUGCUCCUUUGGGGUGCCACCAAAUGGGUUUGUGUGUGGCAGUAGGUGAAGUGAUUGCAUGAACUUUUCUGUAACCCACUAACUUUGUUAUUAAGGGAGUUUGAGAAAACUUUGCUCGUAGCAUCUGGGCAAGGAGGUAAAAACUUGAUCCUAAAGAUUCCCUUAGGACAAGAUUAUGUUGUAGAAGUUUGAAUGUCCUGAGGCACAGGCUGCGGUGCCUUUUCAGAUACAAAGCCCCCAUCCCCACCCCCCACCUCAGUGAAUAGCAUCUUCUGGGAGUCUGACAUGGAUCUGACCAGGAGGUGCUAGGGCCCUCGGUCAGGGGUCAAACCUUAAAACUGCUUGGGGAUUUUGGGGAGGGGGCUUAGGGGAGGUAAUUGCUAUUGGUUUUGACACUAGAAAGACAUCUUUCUUAAUAAAAAGUCCUAGGUGGGUGAAGAGUGGAACUGCCACAUCCUUGGUUCAGUCUAAGAGCACUGGCAACAACAGUAGAUGUCUGGGUUUUGUUUCUGUCUGUCCUUUUUUAUUAUGAAAAAACAAUGUUAAGGGGGUAAAUGUGGAUUAUGGCAACAGGAGGGAUCCCUAGCCUUGUUUUCCGUAGAAGACUUGUUUAGUGUUUUAUCAGACGUCUGUUGUAGUUGUUAUAUAGAUGGAAAAGCUUGUGAGAAAAACACCACAUGGAGCCUGUAAAUGUUUUUGCACAACCUGUAAUGCAUUUUUGGAAGUGGCCAGUAAAAAAGGGUUUUACCAUUUUAAAAAAAAUGUAACUGUGUCAUUGUUUACAUGUGUAACUUUUUCCUCCCCUGUUCUCAUUACAACAUUCUGGCAAAAAUGUAGGCACCUUAGCUUCCAGUUUUAGAAUAAAUAACCAUUUGGAUCGAA
Oryctolagus cuniculus (rabbit) is the source of this 5109-nucleotide messenger RNA. It is a transcript of the gene HNRNPUL2, whose product is annotated as heterogeneous nuclear ribonucleoprotein U like 2. Gene Ontology annotation, molecular function: protein binding; RNA binding. The record is from RefSeq and is a predicted model, not a curated record. Gene Ontology annotation, cellular component: nucleus. Lineage: Eukaryota; Metazoa; Chordata; Mammalia; Lagomorpha; Leporidae. Gene Ontology annotation, biological process: alternative mRNA splicing, via spliceosome.